This is a messenger RNA of Perca fluviatilis (European perch), 3315 nucleotides long. It is a transcript of the gene wdr33, whose product is annotated as WD repeat domain 33. The transcript has 18 exons. Gene Ontology annotation, molecular function: protein binding. The annotation marks the transcript as partial. Lineage: Eukaryota; Metazoa; Chordata; Actinopteri; Perciformes; Percidae. Gene Ontology annotation, cellular component: mRNA cleavage and polyadenylation specificity factor complex. The record is from RefSeq and is a predicted model, not a curated record.
UGUCUCCAGUGGACCCCUGAAGGCAGACGUCUGGUCACCGGGGCCUCCAGCGGAGAGUUCACGCUGUGGAACGGACUCACCUUCAACUUUGAGACCAUUUUACAGGCCCACGACAGUCCGGUCCGGGCGAUGACCUGGUCUCACAACGACAUGUGGAUGCUGACGGCGGACCACGGGGGCUACGUGAAGUACUGGCAGUCCAACAUGAACAACGUCAAGAUGUUCCAGGCUCACAAGGAGGCCAUUAGAGAAGCCAGUUUUUCUCCGACAGAUAAUAAAUUUGCCACCUGCUCAGACGACGGCACGGUUCGGAUCUGGGACUUCCUGCGCUGCCACGAGGAGAGGAUCCUCAGAGGUCACGGUGCAGAUGUGAAGUGUGUGGACUGGCAUCCCACUAAAGGUCUGGUGGUCUCCGGCAGUAAGGACAGCCAGCAGCCAAUCAAAUUCUGGGACCCAAAGACGGGACAGAGUCUGGCCACACUACACGCCCACAAGAACACGGUGAUGGAGGUGAAGUGGAACCUGAACGGGAACUGGCUGCUGACCGCGUCACGUGACCACCUGUGCAAACUGUUUGACAUCAGGAACCUGAAGGAGGAGCUGCAGGUGUUCAGAGGACACAAGAAGGAGGCCACAGCUGUAGCCUGGCAUCCGGUCCAUGAAGGCCUGUUUGCCAGCGGCGGCUCUGACGGCUCUCUGCUCUUCUGGCACACCGGGGUGGAGAAGGAGGUGGGGGGGAUGGAGAUGGCCCAUGAGGGGAUGAUCUGGAGUCUGGCCUGGCACCCGCUGGGUCACAUCCUCUGCUCCGGCUCCAACGACCACACCAGUAAGUUCUGGACCAGGAACCGGCCCGGUGAUAAGAUGAGAGACCGCUACAACCUGAACCUGCUGCCGGGCAUGUCAGAGGACGGCAUGGAGUACGACGACAUGGACCUGAACAGCGUGGCGUCCAUCCCCGGCAUGGGGAUCCCCGAGCAGCUGAAGGCCGCCAUGGAGCAGGAGCAGAGCAGUAAAGAGGCGGCUCCGGAGGUGGAGAUGUCCAUCCCGGGUCUGGACUGGGGCAUGGACGAGGUCAUGGGUAAAGACACCAAGAAGGUCCCGCAGAAGAAAGUCCCGUACGCCAAACCCAUCCCAGCGCAGUUCCAGCAGGCCUGGGCGGAGAACAAAGUUCCCAUGAUGCCUCCCGGUGGAGAACUGUCCAAAGACCGGAAGGUGGAGCAGAAGGUGGACGGGAAGAAGAAAACUCAGGCCGAGAUGGAGCAGGAGAUGGCAGCUCUACAGUACACCAACCCCAUGCUGCUGGAGCAAAUGAAGAUGAACCAGAUGAACUCAGACGGGAACAUGGGCCCCCCACAGGGUCAAGGCCCUAUGCCCCCCUUCUCUGGCCCUGGAGGUCCUGGGGGCCCCAUGCCUCCUGGCCAGCAGGGCUUUCCCCCAAACAUGCCUCCUCAGCAGAUGCCCAAUAACAUGGGGCCUCCAAUGGGCCCCGGAGGCAUGCAGCCUCCUUUCAUGCCCCCUGGACAACACAGUGGACAGAUGGGGCCCCCUUCUGGACCCCAGCCUCACCAGGGGCCCCCUCAGGGCAUGAUGGGACCACCGGACAUGCAAGGACCCCAAGGUAUGCAGAGACACCCUGGCCCGCCCAGAAAUAUGGGCCCACAAGGGCCGCACGGUAUGGGACCCAGAGGGAUGCCCCAUGGGAACAUGAUGGGCCCCCCUCCUCGAGGAAUGGGUCCCAGGGAUCCUCAGGGGCCCCCACCUCAGGGCGGCAUGAUGCCGCCUCAGGGGAACAUGAUGGGCCCCCAGGGCGGGAUGAUGGGGCCCCCACCCAGGACACACGGCAACGCGCCGAACAACUAUGGGAUGGGGCCUCCUGGUAACAUGCACGGGCCUCCUGGUAACAUGCAGGGGCCCCCUGGUAACAUGCAGGGGCCCCAUGGAAACAUGCAAGGACCCCCAGGCAAUAUACAAGGACCCCAUGGAAACAUGCAGGGACCUCCAGGAAACAUGCAGGGACCCCCAUACAUGCAGCACCAGGGUCCGAACUCGGGGCCUAUGAUGCACGGGAUGGGGCAGCAGGGGCCCAACGGCAAAGACCCUCGGGGGCCACCACCAAACCACCACAUGGGCCCUCCGGACCGGCAGGGUCCCGGUGGGCCAGACCAGGGCUCGGGUCCCUACUGGGGGGACAACCAGCAGGGCCGACGAGGCCCGCAGGACUUUGACGGAGGCCAGGACUUCCACAGCCGAGGGGAGGAGGGCUGGAGACCUGGACCGGGACCUGGACCUGGAUACCAGGGCGGAGGAGGGGGGGGACACAGGGGGGGAGGGCCCCGAGGAGGGGGGGGCAACGGAGGGAACUGGGGCCCCGACGAGAGGUUCACCGGCGGAGAGUUCAGAGGACGCAGAGACGACAGGUUCAGAGGCGGUCCCGGCCGGCCCGACCUCCAUUCCCCCACUGGUGUUCCCCCCCCAUUCCCCCCUGCUGCUUUGGUGUUCCCCCGGCACUGGUGUUCCCCCCCUUUCCCCACUGGUGUUCCCGUCUCAUUUCCCCCUGCUCUGCGGUGUUUCCCUCUCUUCCUGUGUGUGUGUGUGUGUGUGUGUGUGUGUGUGUAUGCUCUGCUACGUUUCCCCCUCUCAUUCAUUGAGCAGACUCUUAUUGUGGCGGUUGUCUCCUUCCUGUCUGCAGGUCACGAUGGUUAUCGGGACGGCCAGAUGCAUGAUGGGUCGUCUGCGGCGGGCCGCGAGCGCCCGUCCUCCCUGCAGGGGAUGGACAUGGCGUCUCUGCCGCCACGGAAACGCCCGUGGCAGGACGGGCCCGGGACCGGAGACCCCCGAGAGAGAGAGGCCCCCGCAGCCGACGGAGGUUACCCCCCCCAGAGGGAGGACGGGGGCUACGGUCCGCCUGUUCGAGGCGGGCGGGGGGGCUGGGGUCCUGGAGGACCGGGACCAAGGCGGGGUGGACCGGCGCCUAGGGGACCACCCAGGGGGGGCGUCCGGGGCCGGUAGUCCCGAAGAACCAAACUCCCAUGAUCCUCCUCUUCGAGUCCAGACCCUGAGACAAACUUUUGGUCCCGUCAGAUCUCUGCUGCUGCGACGAACGCUGGCUUCUGAUUGGUCCGUACGUACGGACAGGAAGCAGUCACCGGAGGCGACAGGAAGCGGAGAUGAUUUUAAUGUAAAAUAUUGUAGAGAAUCGUCAGCCGUCUCUUUUAUUUCGGAGUCACCUGUGUGUCGUCUUGUUGCUUUUUUGUAAAAGAUUUCUAUGUUUUUGUGUUUUCACCGAGGUGAAAAAUAAAGAUUCACACACAUCGA